Messenger RNA from Esox lucius (northern pike), 2295 nucleotides. Its product is annotated as drebrin-like protein A. The record is from RefSeq and is a predicted model, not a curated record. Gene Ontology annotation, cellular component: lamellipodium; postsynaptic density; site of polarized growth. Gene Ontology annotation, molecular function: actin filament binding. Lineage: Eukaryota; Metazoa; Chordata; Actinopteri; Esociformes; Esocidae. Gene Ontology annotation, biological process: postsynaptic actin cytoskeleton organization; positive regulation of dendritic spine morphogenesis; neuron projection morphogenesis. The transcript is spliced from 14 exons. Bases 190 to 2295 code for a protein of 701 amino acids.
UACUGAACGAUAGGUUCACUCUUCCCAAACACGCAAUUAGCCUACACAUUCAAAACAAAGCUCAGUGCAAUAUUAUGUGAUGAAACACUCUUGGCUGAUGUCUUGUCUUUUUUGUAGGCCUCAAUGUAGAUUAUGCAUCUUGUGAACUGAAUCGAGCUGGAGAAAACUAAACUUUUAAAGUCACCAAAAAUGCAAGCAAUUAAUUUAGAUAUCUACAGCCUAUCUUUGCUGACUGCGAAAGAGGACGUCCUGAACCCAAGAUCAUCAAUAAAUUGGGCAAUUUUUGCGUAUGAUGGUAUCACAAACAACCUCAAGCUGUUUGAUUCUGGAGCUGGCGGUCUGUCUGACCUGGUCGGAAGAUUCCCCCUCAAUUGUCCUCUCUACGGACUCUGCAGGGUGGUCACAGAGGACACAGGACAGUCCUGCAUUGUCCUUAUCGCCUGGGUUGGGGAGGAGGUUGAUGAUCUUCGACGGGCAGAGUGUACAAGCCACGUUCCUGCCAUCAGAGGUUUCUUCAAGGAGGCUCAUGUGUUUCUCAGGGCAGGUUCUACAGAGGAGAUAACAGAGGAGAGGGUACUGGACAUGUUCAGUAAAGAGAAAGAGGAGACUGUGGGCUCAGAGUGCAUGAGUAUGAUAGCUGGUGCCGAUAUUUGGAAGUUGAACAGGGAUUCUUUCUGGGCACAUGCAGAAAGAGAGGAGCAGGAGAGGAGAGAGGAGGAGCGCCGGAGGGCAGCAGAGGAGAAGAGGCGCAGGGAGAGAGAGCGGAUACAGCAGGAAAGGUGGAAUGCAGAAGAAAGGGAGAGGAGGAUGAACGAGGAAACGGUACAGAAACAGAGUGGUCUCGCCAAUCUCAGGAAUCUGCAAGACCAGAUUGAAGCAGGGAAUUGCAAACAAGAAUGGCUAAGAUGGGAGCAACGGCAGAGGGAGCAAGAGACAAGACAUGGUCCGGCUCACACAGACUCUAUACAGAGAGUAGCUGAGGCAGCAGCACUAUUGUCUCAACGCUCUGCAAAUCCACGGGAAUUUUUCAAGCAAUUGACCACUUCGUUUUCCUCUAGCUCUUCAUCCCCCACAUCGGGAUCCCCACACAAAGCGAGGCCUAAAUUCAGACCACACCAACCGAGCCUGACAGACAGCUGUUUUGGAAGGAUAGAACCCUCUACUCCAGCAAUGGUCUCUUCCCUAACCCCCUUCCCCCUUCCAUGGACCCCUUUGGUCCCAUCCCAGACCCUCUCUCUCCCACAGGUCCGCCAUUCAUCUCUAAACCCCUCCAGACCACUGUCGGCGCUGCCUCAGAUCCCCUGCAAACUGAGAGAGCUGGAGGCAGAGUUUACAGAGGGACAGGGAGAAAGCGUUGGAAUUGAAGUGGAUAUUGAGGAGAGAAAGAUGGAAGAGAUAAAAGCCACCCCUUCUGCGGGGGAUAAAAGAGAGGAGGAAGACAAGGUUCAAGAGGAGGGAAUAGAAGAGAGAGGAGGGAUGGGCAGAAUGAAAGCAAUGAUAUAUGAAGAUGAGGGGAUGGAAGGAAUAGAAGAAAUUGAGGGAAAAGUGAUUGAAAAGGACAAAAUGGCUAGGAAGACUGAUAAGGAAGAAGCAGAGGAGAGAAUAGGAGAAGAGGAUACAUUAGAUGGAAAAGAGGGAACAGAUACUAUAACCUCACCCAUCGAGUUAGACACAUCCCUGGAAGGUCCCUGCUAUAGCCCUGAAACUCCACCCAUCAACCCAGCUACAGAGGAGCAGCACUACUUUACCCAGAACUUCUCAGAUCUUCACCCAACCUUCGCUGUGUUUGGUCCAGCCUUAGAAGAGAGUCUCUCUGGUCUGGGACUCUCAGCGUCCACUAUGGAGUCCACAUCUACCAGUAAUAAUCCAAUGAGUCAAUGCACAGCAAAUCAGUCAGUUCAACCCAUUCCAGUCCCCAUUGUAGCACUGGAAGAAAAACAACCUGGGCUUAACAUUAACCUGGAAAUGGAGUCAUUUGAUGAGGAAGGACAGGAAGUGCUGGUAGAGGAGGAGGAAGAGGAGCCAUCCAUUAAGAUCACAGAUGAGGAAGGGCUUGAUCCUGAAUUUCAUCCAUUGAACGGGUUGAGUAGGAGUAAAAAUUCUCACCGCCAUAUUUCUGUCACCUCAGAGCCACCCUCCUGCCAUCUGUCAGUACCGUGUAAGAUAUACCUUUUGGAACUAUGGCCAAAAAGUUCCAUCUUGGUUUCAUCAGACCAUAACACAUUUUCAAACGUGAUUAAGUUGCAUCUGAGCCUUUAUUACAUUGAGGGUCAACUGAGUCAGGCAGUGGUCUGA